AUGGGAGUCAUAGGUCACGAUGGCGAGACGUAUCAUUUACACCCAUUUGCCAAACGGAAACAACCAGAUGACGAGUCGGCCCUCACUCUCGACCACAUUCUCUCUUCUGAUUUUGAGGGCUUCUUAUCUCGGCGCCAACGAUAUGCUCUCGCUCUGCUGAUUGCAUCGUCUGUGGCUCAGCUUCAGUUCACUCCGUGGCUGCGUACGGGUCUUGUAAAAGAGGACGUUCUCUUCUUUUCUGGUCACGAUGACCACGACGUUCCCUUCAGCGAGCCCUUCAUCAGGCAAGGCUUCUCACCCGCUUCCAGCCCGAUCACUAGCGAAACCGGUGACCGCAACUUUUACUCUCUGGGCAUAUUGCUCCUCGAGCUUUGCUUCGGGAAGAGAUUGGAAGACCAUCCUCUGCGCAUGAAGUAUCCAGUCGGUGACACCGAGUCCAAGCAAGCAUUCGACCUAAUGGCAGCGCUGCGGUGGUCAAGGAGUGUCUGCGGUGAGGGCGGUGAAGACUAUUCCGCCGCCGUUAAAUGGUGUUUCACGGGAGCGGGUGAUGUCGGCAAGAGCUGGCGGAGCGAGAUCAUCAAGAACGUCAUUCGACCACUAGAGAUGUGUCAAGAACAUUUUAAGACUGUUGCAGCCACCUGA
This is a messenger RNA of Trematosphaeria pertusa, 642 nucleotides long. RefSeq lists its product as uncharacterized. Bases 1 to 642 code for a protein of 213 amino acids. Lineage: Eukaryota; Fungi; Ascomycota; Dothideomycetes; Pleosporales; Trematosphaeriaceae. The transcript has a single exon. The record is from RefSeq and is a predicted model, not a curated record.